This is a messenger RNA of Marmota flaviventris (yellow-bellied marmot), 934 nucleotides long. Lineage: Eukaryota; Metazoa; Chordata; Mammalia; Rodentia; Sciuridae. The record is from RefSeq and is a predicted model, not a curated record.
CGCUACCCUCGCCGCCCAGGUUCCGUUGCUGUCCCUCUGCCAAGGGUGCCAAGCCCUGGAGCUCUCCUCGCACCUCCCGCCUGAGACCAAGCGCCAGGUGCCGCCUGAAGCCACACUGCCCCUUUGGGAGCGAGCCUGAGGUCAAGCAAUCAAUGCCUCAGACUGAUAAGCAAAUAUGCAUCCCGCCCGAGCUGCCGGAAUUGCUGAAGCAGUUUACCAAAGCCGCCAUCCUGACCCAGCCCCAGGAUCUCAUCCAAUGGGCUGCCGAUUAUUUUGGGUCUAUGUCCCGUGGAGAGAUCCCUCCAGUGAGAGAGCGGUCUGAGCGAGUUGCUUUGUCCAACUGGGCGGAGCUCACACCUGAGCUGUUAAAGAUCCUGCAUUCUCGGGUUGGUGGCAGGCUGAUCAUCCAUGCCAAUGAACUGGCUCAGAUGUGGAAGGUGUUGAAUCUGCCAACAGAUCUGUUUAAUAGUGUGAUGAACGUGGGUCGCUUCACGGAGGAGAUCGAGUGGCUGAAGUUCUUAGCCCUUUCCUGCAGCUCUCUUGGAGUUACCAUUGCCAAAACUCUUAAGAUAGUAUGUGAAGUUUUGUCCAGUGACCAUGAUGGUGGACCUCCACGGAUCCCUUUCAGCACCUUCCAGUUUCUCUACACAUAUAUUGCUGAAGUGGAUGGAGAAAUCUCUGCAUCCCAUGUCAGCAGAAUGCUAAACUACAUUGAACAGGAAGUAAUUGGUCCUGAUGGUUUAAUCAAGGUGAAUGACUUUACCCAAAAUCCCAGGGUUCGGCUGGAAUAAAAACACAGUUUGGGCAAUUUUAAAGGAAGAUACAGAGAUGAUUGUACUUCGCAAUGGCUUAACCCCAUACACCAUCCAAAGUCAAUUUUCUUGUGCAACUGGUACACACAAAUAAACAAUUAGGCAAACGUAUGAAAUCAGAA